This is a messenger RNA of Aspergillus pseudotamarii, 779 nucleotides long. RefSeq names its product alpha/beta hydrolase. Bases 18 to 779 code for a protein of 253 amino acids. The transcript has a single exon. Lineage: Eukaryota; Fungi; Ascomycota; Eurotiomycetes; Eurotiales; Aspergillaceae. The record is from RefSeq and is a predicted model, not a curated record.
UUGCAAGAAUAAAAAGAAUGGACUCCAAGCCAACACUACUUCUAGUAUCCGGGGCAUGGCAUACCCCAAAGUCCUACUCCAAAUUUACCGAUGCGCUCAAAAACAACGGCUACGAAGUGCACAUUCCUCGUCUCCCCAGCAUGAACGGCGCAAAACCCCCCAACGCAGAUCUAACAACUGACACCGACCUGAUCCGCGGCUAUGUCGAAAGCCUUGUUUCCGCCGGUCGAACAAUAGUAGUAAUCAUGCAUUCCUAUGGUGGGCAAGUCGGAACCAACGCCCUGCACAGCCUUGGGUUGAACGACCGGAAGAAGCAAGGACUCAUCGGUGGUGUCAGUCAUCUCGUUUACAUGUGUGCUUCUCUUUUCACGGAAGGUGCCUGCAUAUUGGACAUAGCUAAAGAAUUCGGUACCGCGGAUCAAAUCGCCAAUGCAUCCGAUAUCCUUGAGUUAUUUCCGAGGGAAGAUUUGAAGAAGCUCAUGGCUGGGCCAGGGGUGGAUGAUGCGGAUGCCGAGGCCCUUGUUUCGACGUUGACGAGGUGGAAUGGUGAUGCGAUGUUUCAGCCGUUGGAGAGGUGUGCUUGGAGGGAGAUUCCAUCCACUUAUAUUCAUACGACUAAGGAUGUUGCGGUGCUGUUUGAGCUUCAGAAGGUUAUGGUUGAGAAGGCUAAGUCUAAAGGUGGGGUUUUUGAGAUUGUGGAGUUAGAUGCUGGUCAUGGUGUUUAUUUGAGUAUGACUGCGGAGGUGGUUAAGAUUAUUGAUGGCGUGGUGGGUUGGUGA